Messenger RNA from Kalmanozyma brasiliensis GHG001, 2835 nucleotides. RefSeq names its product BRCT domain protein. The coding region runs from base 1 to 2835 and encodes 944 amino acids. The record is from RefSeq and is a predicted model, not a curated record. Gene Ontology annotation, biological process: mitotic cell cycle. NCBI's taxonomy places the organism in Eukaryota, Fungi, Basidiomycota, Ustilaginomycetes, Ustilaginales. The transcript is spliced from 3 exons.
AUGUCGACAACAUCACCACAAAAGCGCAGAGCGCAGACGUUCAUGCGUACAACACGGUCCAUGGCGCGCAUCCCGGAUGCUGUAGACUUUGGGGAGAGAUCGUCAUCAACACGGCUCUUCUCAACGCGCCCAGCCGCUGCGCCGUCAUCCUCGUCACAAGCACCGAGCCUCUCGCCCCGCAAGGCGCGAGCCAGCCAAGCGAUGCAAGUCGAGUCCUUUGACCCCGAUUCACCAAACACGAGCCUGACCGCAUGUAUGGAGAGUCCCAAGAAGGGCCGCUUCGACGACUUUGAGUUCGAGCUGGAGAACAGUAACCCGGAAGUGCCGACGAGGCGCAGGAGGAUCGCACCGCCGAGGGAAUCGUCUACUUCGCCAUCGGCAAGUGUGGGUCUGCCGCGGUCGAAGACGUCGGCUACCCUCGCUAGAAGCGGUGAAGCUGGGGAGAACACGCUUCGGGCCAGCCGUAAGGAGAACUCUCCCACGGCGCAGACGGAAGAGCUCCGUGUCGGUGCCAGUCCGGUCAAACCACAGACGGCUCUUCCGCGAGGAUCGAGGCUACACGGUCCAACACCUUCGCUCCGCACGUCGUCUUCGGCAGCACCAUCGGAUGUAACCAGCACUCGCCCAGUCAAGGCAGAGGAUGCCUCAGCAUCGGCCCACCCUCUUGCAAGCGUACCUUCGAGCGACCGCCUCCUCUUCGGCACCUCCGACGUCAAGCUCGGCUCCAACACGGAGCGCAAUCCUUUCACCGAAGCUCGCAAAACCAACAGUCUGGCCAUGCUCGGGGAGCAGCGACAUUCGCCCGUCAAGCGCUUCCAGGCCAAAUCCGCAUUCAUCAUCUCGUCACCAGAUCGACCCGACCGCAAACCCAUCAACCUGCUCGAGCUCAAGCCUUCGCCAGGCAAAGCGCAGCGCGGCAUCUUCCGACACAACUCGGCGGUUGAUGAGGAAGACGACGAUGACUGGGAUAUGUCUGCGGACAACACGGCAGACAACACGGCAGACGAGAUUAGGCUUGUCAAGGGUCCUGGACCAAGGAGGCAAGAAGCGCCGUCGAAGCGGGAGAAGUUACCUUCUUCGUCGGGCUCAGUUGCUUCCGAGUCCUCUUCCGCGAGCAGCAGGACACAGAGCCUGCCUCGCUCGACAACGACGAUCGACGUGAAGCACAAGCUGUCCACAGAAACAUCCGACGCACUCGCCAGUCUCGAAGCCUCGCUCGCCAAGCUCAAGGCCAAGACCCGCGAACCACCUUCCAGCAUGGCCGCCAUGAUCAAGAAGAAAGACGACAGUAGCCACACCGAUUCGACUCUCAAACGUGAGCUUGGUGGUGGCGCCCGACCGUUCGGAAUGACCUCGAGUCGCACGCAGAUCUUCCGCAAACCCCCCGUUUCCGGCAGCGAGUCGUCCUUCAGCAUUCGUUCGUCCGUAGCAGACCAGAGCAGCGACAGCAGCGUCUUCAAGCGCCCCUCUGGUCGUGUAUCCGCGCUGGCCAAGUCGCGCGAGUCGAGCUCCGAGUUUCGAGCCUCGUCCAACGGAUCGCUGGUGUCGUCCAAGUCGAUGAUGUCGUUUGGCGCGCCGAGGUUGCCAGGCUACAGCGAGCUUGGUGGUCGACCAACGGCGCAACCCGUGAUGAUGAGCUCGCGCACGUCGAGCUUGGAAGUCGCAUCGAGCGACUCGAGGGUCGAGGAGGAGGCUGCGCAGGAGGAAGAGCAGGCACGGGUGGCCGAAGCGAAGAGACAAGCAGAGCUUAAGGCAGCAAAGCGGAGAUCGAUGACUCCGGCCUUGUCGAGUGGUAUGCCUCCUCCUGCGGUGAGGAGGGAGGCGGAGCCUGCAAGACCAUCGACUACGCAGAGGCGAGAGCCGGAACCUGUAAGGUCAUCUGCUGGGGCAAGCGCCAGGAUCAUCGGCGCUCGCUCGUCCUCUUCGCACGCCCCUUCCUCGUUGUCCUCGUCAUCGCAAGCAACAGCACCAACCGCCGAGCCGACCGAAGCUGAGCUCGCCGAGGCCCGCAAAGCAGCCAAAGCGGCGCGACGUCGCUCGCUCUACACGUACGUGCCCGCCAAGCGCGACGACGUCGACGGCGACCGUUCCGUCGGCAACGUUUCCUCGGGCCUCGUCGUCACCGACGCCUCUGCCCCCGCGCCGCGCAAAGCACGCUUCCUGCGCGGACUGACCGUGCUGGUCGACGUGCGCGAUCAAGACGGCGAAGACGCGUCCGCGUGCUGGAUCGACAUGCUCAAGAACGCCGGUGCCAAGGUGAUGGUGAGGUUUGGAGAGAGGAAGUUGACGCACAUCGUGUACAAAAGCGGUCGACCGAGCACGCUUCACUCGUACAGAGCGCUGGAGGAUCCCAAGCCACAUGUGGUGGGCAUCAAGUGGGUCGUGGCGUGUCUGGAGCAGGGACAGAAGGCGGAAGAGAGCCCGUACCUCGUUGAGGUCGCUAAGCAGGCCAUCUUUGCUACACGACGACGCUCGUUGAUGGCGCCCAAACAGAUGCCUUCAUCCGCCAGCAUCAUUCGGGAGCUGCCAGAGGAAAAGCUCAAGGACGUCGAAGAGGCGCGCAGGAGGCUACUAGCCCAUGCACCGGCAGUAUCGAGCCCGCUCCGACGUCGCAUCAGUUCUCGUACGAUUCUAGCCAGCCGAUUGGCGCAAACCUCGCUCACUUCUUCGCCUUCGCGCUCGGAUGCUCAAAGCGAUGACAGCACUCGAGCUUCGGCAACGGAUCAAGCAGGUUGCCCCGACAAGGAUGACCCGACGGACGAAGCUUUGUUGGAGGUGUACCGUAAACGAGUGGGGUCGGUGCUGUCACCCCGGACUCCCACUGUCUUGGCUUAG